AUGAAAAUUACGAGCACAUCUUGUAUCUGUCCAGUCCUCGUUUGUCUCUGUUUUGUGCAGAGGUGUUAUGGAACUGCUCACCACAGCUCCAUCAAGGUGACCAGAAACCAGACCAAACACAUUGAAGGUGAAACCGAAGUCCACCAUCGUCCCAAAAGGGGAUGGGUUUGGAAUCAGUUCUUUGUUUUAGAAGAACAUAUGGGACCCGAUCCACAAUAUGUCGGAAAAUUGCACUCCAAUUCUGACAAAGGCGAUGGGUCUGUCAAGUACAUCCUUACUGGAGAAGGUGCCGGAACUAUAUUUAUCAUCGAUGACACCACCGGUGACAUCCACUCAACGAAAAGCCUAGACAGAGAGCAGAAGACCCACUAUGUGCUUCACGCCCAGGCUAUCGACCGUCGAACAAACAAGCCUCUUGAGCCUGAAUCCGAGUUCAUAAUCAAAGUACAAGACAUCAAUGACAACGCUCCAAAGUUCACAGAUGGACCAUACAUCGUUACUGUGCCUGAAAUGUCAGAUAUGGGUACCUCUGUUCUACAGGUGACAGCUACUGAUGCAGAUGACCCUACCUAUGGAAACAGUGCGCGGGUGGUUUAUAGUAUUCUCCAGGGACAGCCCUACUUCUCCGUAGACCCUAAAACAGGAGUUAUUAGAACUGCCUUACAUAAUAUGGACAGAGAAGCCAGAGAACACUAUUCAGUGGUCAUUCAAGCCAAAGACAUGGCUGGGCAAGUUGGAGGACUCUCAGGAUCGACAACGGUCAACAUCACCCUGACUGAUGUCAAUGACAACCCCCCACGGUUUCCUCAAAAGCACUAUCAGCUGUAUGUUCCUGAGUCAGCUCAAGUUGGGUCAGCUGUUGGGAAAAUAAAGGCAAAUGAUGCAGACACUGGUUCAAAUGCUGACAUGACCUACUCCAUCAUUAAUGGUGAUGGUAUUGGGAUAUUCUCCAUCUCAACUGACAAAGAGACCAGAGAAGGGAUCCUUUCUUUAAAGAAGCCACUGAACUAUGAGAAAAAGAAGUCAUAUACUCUCACCAUAGAAGGAGCAAAUACACACCUUGAUUUUCGCUUUUCUCACUUGGGUCCUUUUAAAGAUGCUACCAUGCUGAAGAUCAUCGUUGGGGAUGUAGAUGAACCACCACUGUUUUCCAUGCCUUCUUAUGUCAUGGAAGUCUAUGAAAACGCCAAGAUCGGGACUGUUGUUGGCACAGUUUUGGCACAAGAUCCUGACAGCGCCAAUAGCUUAGUAAGAUACUUCAUUGACCACAGUGGCGGAGAUGACAGAGUUUUCAACAUCGAUGCCAAUUCUGGAACCAUCAGAACCACAAAGGUUCUUGAUAGAGAAGAAACUCCGUGGUACAACAUCACAGUUGCUGCUUCAGAAACUGACAAUCCUGGUUUGCUGAGCCAUGUGACAGUGGGUAUUAGAGUUCUGGAUGUCAAUGACAAUCCACCUGAACUUGCCAGGGAAUAUGAUAUUGUUGUCUGUGAAAAUUCAAAGCCUGGCCAGGUUAUUCAUACCAUCAGUGCUACUGAUAAAGAUGAUUUUGCAAAUGGACCAAGGUUUAACUUCUUUCUUGAUGAACGCCUGUCUGUAAACCCAAACUUCACUCUGAAGGACAAUGAAGAUAACACAGCCAGCAUUCUGACAAGGCGGAGGAGAUUUAGUCGAACUAUUCAGGAUGUGUAUUAUCUCCCCAUUAUGAUCUCUGAUGGUGGAAUCCCCUCUCUCAGCAGCAGCAGUACCCUCACCGUCAGGGUUUGUGCAUGCGAGAGAGAUGGGCGCGUGCGGACCUGCCAUGCGGAAGCGUUCCUGUCCUCGGCUGGCUUGAGUACAGGCGCCUUAAUCGCUAUUCUGCUGUGUGUUGUCAUUCUCCUAGCAAUUGUAGUACUUUUUAUCACCCUGAGACGCAGCAAAAAAGAGCCCCUGAUCAUUUCAGAGGAGGACGUGCGAGAGAAUGUGGUCACCUAUGAUGACGAGGGGGGCGGGGAGGAAGACACCGAGGCCUUUGACAUCACAGCCUUGAGGAAUCCUUCUGCCGCCGAGGAGCUCAAGUAUCGGAGAGAUAUUCGACCCGAAGUGAAACUCACCCCCAGACACCAGACAUUGUCCACCCUAGAAAGUAUAGAUGUUCAGGAAUUUAUUAAGCAAAAACUGGCAGAAGCCGACCUAGACCCCAGCGUCCCCCCUUAUGACUCUCUUCAGACUUAUGCCUACGAAGGUCAGAGAUCGGAGGCUGGCUCCAUCAGCUCACUGGAUUCAGCAACCACACAGUCAGACCAGGAUUAUCACUACCUUGGAGACUGGGGACCCGAAUUUAAAAAGUUAGCCGAACUCUAUGGAGAAAUAGAAUCUGAAAGAACAACUUAG
Messenger RNA from Puma concolor (puma), 2373 nucleotides. The record is from RefSeq and is a predicted model, not a curated record. NCBI's taxonomy places the organism in Eukaryota, Metazoa, Chordata, Mammalia, Carnivora, Felidae.